This is a messenger RNA of Tachyglossus aculeatus (Australian echidna), 4013 nucleotides long. RefSeq names its product AE binding protein 1 (gene AEBP1). The transcript is spliced from 20 exons. Gene Ontology annotation, molecular function: metallocarboxypeptidase activity; zinc ion binding; RNA polymerase II transcription regulatory region sequence-specific DNA binding. Gene Ontology annotation, biological process: proteolysis; negative regulation of transcription by RNA polymerase II. The coding region runs from base 271 to 3672 and encodes 1133 amino acids. The record is from RefSeq and is a predicted model, not a curated record. NCBI's taxonomy places the organism in Eukaryota, Metazoa, Chordata, Mammalia, Monotremata, Tachyglossidae.
CUGAGCUGGUUUCCCCAUCGCAGCCUCCUCCUCCUCCUCCUCCUCCUGCUCCUCCUCCUCCUCCUCUGUCCGAUCCGGCCAGGACGGCUGCUCUGCAACGCGCCUUGGCAUCUCGGGGGGCACGGCCAGAGGAGCACAGAGGGCCUGUCUGCUCAGGAGUCUCAGCCCCACCAAGCCCCAGGCCACUCCGGGCAUGGGGCAAGAGGGGCCCACUCACCCCUAGUCGAAGCAGGAGCCUGUCGGUGGGCCAGUCCGAGCCCCCCGAGGGCCAUGGGGCUCCCACCGAAGACUCCCCCCAUGCCCAGGCCCCUGCCCCUGCUCGGCUGCCUCCUGGCCCUGCUCGCCCUGUGCCCAGGGGGCCGCCCCCAGACCGUGCUGACCGACGACGAGAUCGAGGAGUUCCUGCAGGGUUUCCUCCAGGAGCUGGAGCCCAGGAAGGAGGGCGGCCCGGAGGAGGAAGAGGGGGACAAGGAGGGGAAGGGCAAGGAGCCGGAGCCCCCCGAGCCCUCGCCGGGCCCCAAGAAGGGGAAGGGGAAAGCCGGGAGCAAGAAGAAGGAGAAGGCGGUGGAAGGCCGAGAAGGGACUCCGGACAAGGCCCGGGACAAGGGAAAGAAGGGGAAGAAGGAGAAGCCCCCCAAAGCCACCAAGAAGCCUCAGGAGAGCACCACCAAGCCUCCCAAGAAGGGGAAGGAGAAGCCCCCCAAGCCCACCAAGAAACCCAAGGAGAAGCGGCCCAAGGCCACCAAGAAGCCAAAGGAGAAGGCUCCCAAAGCCACGAAGAAGCCUCCGGCUGGGAAAAGACCCCCAACACAUCCCCCACCGGAGGAGGACUUGGAGAGUCCCCUGCCCCCGCCCCCUGCCCCCUACCCGGGACGACAGCAGUGGGAGGAGGAGGAAGAGGGCCAGCGAGGGGACCUCAAGGAGGACAAGGCAAGAGAGCCGGAGGAGGAGACAGAGCCGCCCACCUUAGAUUACAACGACCAGAUUGAGAGGGAAGACUACGAGGACUUCGAGUACGUGCGGCGUCAGAAGAAACCCAAGCCCCCUCCAAGCAGGAAGAAAACCGAGCGACCCCGCCCGGAGCCCGAGGAGGAGGAAAAGCCGCACCCCCCAGAGCCCCCCGAGCCAGACAGGCCCCUGAGCCCUCCACACCCGCCGCCCCCUCAGCCGGGCCCCGAUUACGAGGACGGCUACCUGAUUCCCAACUACGAGGACCUGGACUACUACGUCCGACCCCCCAAGCCCAGGAAGCCGGACAGUGAGCUGGAGCCGGACGAGGAGAAGGAGAGGCUGAAGAAACCCAAGAAGGAGAGCGGGGGAAGCAGCAAAGAGGACGAAGAGAAAUGGCCGGAGGAAAAGGGCAAAGACCGGAAAGGCAAACCCAAGAAGCCAUGGGAAGAAGAAUGGGCUCCUGUGGAGAAAGAAAAGUGCCCCCCCAUCGGACUGGAGUCUCAUCGCAUCGAGGACAACCAGAUCCGUGCCUCCUCCAUGCUGCGGCACGGAUUGGGGGCCCAGCGUGGGCGGCUCAACAUGCAGGCCGGGCCCAAUGAGGACGAUUACUACGACGGGGCCUGGUGCGCGGAGGAUGACAGCCAGGUGCAGUGGAUCGAGGUGGACACGAGGCGGAACACCAAAUUCACGGGCGUCAUCACCCAGGGUCGCGAUUCCCUGAUCCACGAUGAUUUCGUCACCACCUUCUUCGUGGGCUUCAGCAACGACAGCCAGAAUUGGAUCAUGUACACCAAUGGCUAUGAGGAGAUGACCUUCCACGGGAACGUGGACAAGGACACGCCGGUGCUGAGCGAGUUCCCGGAGCCGGUGGUGGCCCGCUUCAUCCGGGUGUUCCCGAUCACGUGGAACGGCAGCCUGUGCCUGCGGCUGGAGGUGCUGGGCUGCCCACUGUCAGCCGUCCACAGCUACUACAGCCAGAACGAGGUCCUUGCCACGGACAGCCUGGACUUUCGCCACCACAACUACAAGGACAUGCGGCAGCUGAUGAAGGUGGUGAACGAGGAGUGCCCCACCAUCACCCGCACCUACAGCUUGGGCAAGAGCUCCCGGGGGCUGAAGCUGUACGCCAUGGAGAUCUCCGACAACCCCGGCGACCACGAGCUGGGGGAGCCCGAAUUCCGCUACACGGCCGGGAUCCACGGCAACGAGGCCCUGGGCCGGGAGCUGCUGCUGCUGCUGAUGCAGUACCUGUGCCGGGAGUACCGGGACGGCAACCCUCGCGUGCGCAGCCUGGUCCACGACACUCGCAUCCACCUCGUGCCCUCCCUCAACCCCGACGGCUACGAGAUCGCCAGCCAGACGGGCUCCGAGUUUGGAAACUGGGCCCUGGGGUUGUGGAGCGAGGAGGGCUACGAUCUGUUCGAGAACUUCCCCGACCUCAACACGGUGCUGUGGGGAGCCGAGGAGAGGAAGUGGGUGCCCCACCGCGUCCCCAACAACAACCUGCCGCUCCCCGACCGCUAUCUUGCCGAUGACUCCACGGUGGCCGUGGAGGUCCGCGCCAUCAUCGCCUGGAUGGACAAGAACCCCUUCGUGCUGGGGGCCAACCUGCACGGCGGGGAGCGUCUGGUGUCCUACCCCUAUGACAUGGCACGCACCCCCAGCCAGGAGCAGCUCUUGGCAGCGGCCCGGGCGGCCGCCCGCGGAGAAGAGGAGGACGACGAGGGUGCCUCCGAGGACCAGGAGACUCCCGACCACGCCAUCUUCCGCUGGCUGGCCAUCGCCUACGCCUCGGCCCACCUCACCAUGACCGAGCCCUCCCGGGGGGGCUGCCAAGCCCAGGAUCACACCAACGGCAUGGGCAUCGUCAAUGGAGCCAAGUGGCACCCCAGAGCAGGCAGCAUGAAUGACUUCAGCUACCUGCAUACCAACUGCCUGGAGCUCUCUGUCUACCUGGGCUGUGACAAGUUUCCUCACGAGAGCGAGCUGGCCCGCGAGUGGGAGAACAACAAGGAGUCGCUGCUGUCCUUCAUGGAGCAGGUGCACCGUGGCAUUAAGGGGAUCGUGUCGGACGAGCAGGGGAUCCCCAUCGCCAAUGCCACCAUCGCCGUGAGUGGCAUCAAACACGGCGUGAAGACAGCCAGCGGCGGCGAUUACUGGCGCAUCCUGAACCCGGGAGAGUACCGGGUGUCGGCGCGGGCGGAGGGCUACACCCCCAGCUCCAAGACCUGCAACGUGGACUACGACAUCGGGGCCACCCAGUGCAACUUCAUCCUGGCCCGCUCCAACUGGAAGCGCAUCCGCGAGAUCCUGGCCCUGAACGGCAACCGGCCCAUCCCCCGCAUCGACCCCUCGCGCCCCAUGACCCCCCGCCAGCGCUUCCUGCAGCGCCGCCGCAUGCUCCACCGCCUGCGUCUGCGCGAGCAGAUGCGCCUGCGCCGCCUCAACGCCACCGCCAGCGCGGGGCCCCCCACCAGCCAGCCCCCCACCUUCCACCCCAGCACCCCGGAGCCCCGGAGCCUCCCCCCGCCCACGGCGGCCACCUGGGAGACGGAGACCUACACCGAGGUGGUGACUGAACUGGGGACGGUGUUUGAGCUGGAGCCGGAGGGCGAGGAACAGGGGCCGGAGCCGGAGGGCGAGGAGGAGGAGCCGGCCAUGGGCACCGUGCCUUCCUUCACCACGGCCGAGACCUACACCGUGAACUUUGGGGACUUCUGAGGGUCGGUGCCCCACCGCCCGAACCCCCUCGCAGCUAGGGGCCUGGGGCCGCAGCCUCCAGCGAGCGCAAGGCACUAGCCCCGGGCCGCUCCUCCUGCACAACCCCGCGCCCCCGUUGUCCCCCGACCGACCGGAAUGAAUGUGAUUGAGACCCGUGGGCCGGGGCGACCUCGGCCCUCGGCUGGCCGCCGUGGGGGGCGAGGCCUGGCCCCAGUCCGUCCCCCCGAGUCGGCCAGCCCAGGCGGGGGAGGCAGCCGGUCACGGGAGCCGAGAGGAGCCACCCCCUCCCUCUCCCUCCUCAGCCGAAUUUGAUCAAUAAACCAAGCUCUGGUGGCAGCCUC